AUGACUCUCAAAUGCUCACACACCGAUGUUCUUACCCGAGAAUUGCAGACAGGUAUUAGUGAGCAACUGGUGCCGCACCCGAACUCGCCAAAGCUGCGAUCUCCAGGCACCUGCGCAAUUGCUCAAAAGGCCUCGGAAACCCGUGCUGCUGCCGCAAACCAAUGCGUCCACGGAUGCGCUUUUCCAUACCCUCAUCGCCAGGAUGAUGUCCUCCGCAAACGAGGAGGAUCCCUUCCUCCAAGUCCAACAGUAGGCAUCCCUUUCCUGCAGCGUCCCCGACAGAGGCACCUUGAAGAACGUGAUGCUGACGACGACCGCCACAGAGACGUCCUCGCCCAGCUGGACUCGACCCGGCCCCUCUUCACCUCGUACCUGCGCAUCCGCUCCCUCUCCACGUCCCCGACGUCCCCUGAGCUCGCGUCCGCCCGCUCCGACCUCGAAUCGGCCCUCGAGUCGCUGGCCGAGGACCUCGCCGACCUCGUCGAGUCCGUCAAGGCCGUCGAAUCAGACCCCUCGGCCUUUGGCCUCUCCGCCUCGGAAAUCACCCGGCGCAAACGGCUCGUCCAGGAUGUCGGCGGCGAGGUCGAGGACAUGCGCGAGGAGCUCGCCAAGAAGCUCGGCGACGCCGCCUCGUCGUCCAAGGGGAAAUCCGGCGCCAACUCGGACCUACCCGACCCGAGCUCCUUCGCGAUAGCCGACGGCGACGACCGCGACCGCGGCGGCGAGGACUACGCCGCCGAGUUUGAGCAGCAGCAGCAGCUCGAGAUGAUGCGCGAGCAGGACACGCACCUCGACGGCGUUUUCCGCACGGUGGGCAACCUGCGCCGGCAGGCCGACGACAUGGGCCGCGAGCUCGAGGAGCAGCGUGAGAUGCUCGAGGUCGUCGACAGCGUCGCCGACCGUGUCGGCGGCCGCCUGCAGACGGGCGUGCAGAAGCUGCAGUACGUCAUGCGCCGCAACGAGGACCGUCUCAGCAGCUGCUGUAUCGCCGUGCUCAUAUUCGUGCUGAUUGUGCUGCUGGUGCUGCUGCUGAUCUUGUAA
Colletotrichum spaethianum is the source of this 1041-nucleotide messenger RNA. Its product is annotated as syntaxin-like protein psy1. Gene Ontology annotation, cellular component: membrane. The transcript has 2 exons. Lineage: Eukaryota; Fungi; Ascomycota; Sordariomycetes; Glomerellales; Glomerellaceae. Gene Ontology annotation, biological process: Golgi vesicle transport. The record is from RefSeq and is a predicted model, not a curated record. The coding region runs from base 1 to 1041 and encodes 346 amino acids.